GGAACCAGCAACGUGACCAUUUUACCGAGACAGGAUUUUACAUUGAUUUAUUUCGAAACACUCCCUUGGACAACUGACUACAUGUUCCACAAGUGAAAGAAGGGAGGAGGGCUUUUACAUAGCCUUUAAACUGGUUGAGCCAGAGCGGACCCGCACCUCCACUGCUUGGCAGGCGUGUGGAAGAUGAGUGGCGGCAUGGUGGCAGUGCCCAGCCCUCUGGCCCCGUGCUCAGUCUCGCCCAGGCUGGCAGUGCCCGUCGUGCUACUGCUGGCCACACUCACCAGGGCCCACGCGUCAGGAUGCCCCCGGCCCUCGGGCGUGCAGCACGGCUGGGUGAACCUGACGGAGACCAAUCGGGGCUCGGUCCCUGUGGGCACACUGCUGCAGUACAGCUGCUACCCGGGCUACAUGCUGGACGGGCCCAGCGUCAUCACGUGCGCCGCCUCGGGACACUGGUCCUACGAGCCUCCCCUCUGCAUACGCACAGACGCUUGUCGACCGCCCAGCAAGCCAGAGAACGGGGGUUACACCUGCCACCCCUCCCCCUGCCGUCAGUUUACCCAGGGCACGGCUAUCGAGUACUACUGCGACGAAGGGUACACGCUCAGGGGGGAGUACAAGUACCGCACCUGCCAGAAUGGCGAGUGGGACCUGGGCUUGCUGAUUAGCUGUCACCUGAUCCAAGACAACAUGGUGCAGGGAUGCCCCCGGCCCUCGGGCGUGCAGCACGGCUGGGUGAACCUGACGGAGACCAAUCGGGGCUCGGUCCCUGUGGGCAUGGUGCUGCAGUACAGCUGUGACCCGGGCUACAUGCUGGACGGGCCCAGCGUCAUCACGUGUGCCGCCUCGGGACACUGGUCCUACCAGCCUCCCCUCUGCAUACGCACAGACGAUUGCCAGCCGCCCAGCGAGCCAGAGAACGGUGGCUAUACCUGCCACCCGUCCCCUUGUCAUCGGCUGACCCAGGGCACCGUGAUCGAGUACUUCUGCGACGAGGGCUUCGCCCUGAAAGGAGAGUACAAUUACCGCACCUGCCAGAAUGGGGAGUGGGACUCGGCCAUGCAAGUCAGCUGCCACCAAAGUCAAGGGAAGGACGAGCACUCGCCGCUGGCCAUGCCGGCCCUGUCCAUCGUGGCGUCCACCGCCAGCUCCGUGGCCCUCAUCCUGCUGCUGGUGGUGCUGUUCGUGCUGCUGCAGCCCAAACUCAAGUCCCUGCACCACAGCCGACGUGAGCAGGGUGUGUCGGGCCAGCCGUCCUCCAUCGUAGUGGAGGGGGUGCAGGUGUCGCUGCCCUCCUACGAGGAGGCCGUGUAUGGCAGCAGCGGCGUGGCCACAGCCGCCUCCUCCUCCUCCUCCUCCUCCUCCUCCUCCUCCGCGCCCCAGGAGUCCCGCGUGCAAAUUGUGCUCUCCGAGGGCCCCCAAUCCGACGGCGGCUCCCAGGCCGACUGUCGCCUCCUCCCUUGCACCUCCUCGUCCUCGUCCUCCGCCAGUUCCUCGCGCUCCCUGCGUCACGCCGAGACAGUGCUGGUGCACCCGGCGCCCUCCUGCUCGUCCUCGUCCCCCUCGCCCUACUCGCCCCCCUCGCCCUGCUCCUGGGCCGCUGAGCAGCCUAGUUCGUCGGGCGCCAGCGCCGCUGCUGGCCCACUGCCCCAUGAUUCGGAGAGCAGCGACCAGCACAGUCUGCUCUCCCUCACCUCCUCCGAGGACUUUGCUGACGAUAUUCCUUUGUUGAAGGAAGCCUAAGGCCUAUUCGCAAACAACACCCCCUCACCCUGCUGAUGCCAACGAGGACUAUGGCCUCUGGAGCCUUCUUCUCCGAGCACCCCGGACCCCUGACCCUUCUCCUCUGACCCCCUUGGGCCAAGAUGAUGCUGGCCAGGGCCUGCUCUUCGCUCUAUCUAUACACUGCAAUGACCACCUUCCCAAAAAAGAAAAAAAAACUAUGAGGCCUGACAGCUGUAGGUUACAGCUGUCAUUCGCUCAACCAUUGCUGUCCCAGAACAAGACGUCCGCUCACACAAAUGACCACCGGCAAACAGCAUAGAAUUAUACACUUUAACAUAUGAGAUAUGUACAAAGGCAUACAUAGGAAAAAGUCACCCAAGGUUUUAUUUUUUUUAUUAUUUGUAUCAAGUAUUUUUCUUCUUCAGAAAUGCAACUUUUUACCAAUAGCUCUGUCGUUAAAGGCUUGCACCGGGCUGUAUGACAUGAAAUGUCAAAAAAUCAAACCUUUCAUAUUAGAACACUGCUUGUAUCAAGGAAACGAUGGAACGCUCAGCCCAUCUCAGUGUGGGUGUGAAGUUCUGAGGGAGAACGAGGAGAGAUGAUGGGAUGUUCUCUACCGAGUCACAAGCCUGGGCCCUGCCGUCAUUUCUGUGCGUUGCAUGCAGCUGUUAGUCUGCCUCACAGGAAAGCUUCAUCACUGGGGAGACGGUAAGGAAAAGAGAAGCAUGAACUUGGCACUCCAUUUCCCAAGAUGCACCACUGGCUACGUCUGCUUUAGUAACGUGGGAUCCUGUUAGUGUUGCGCCUGCAAGGAAUGAUUCUCACUCACUGCACCAAAAGAAAUGCUGGCCUUUUGAUUUUGGUUUGGACACACACACACACAAACGUAUAUGUGCUGUGCUACUUCUAUGGCAUGAUUAUGGUUUCUUUUAAUGGUGUUUAUUUUGGUGUGUUUUUCUAAAUGUGGAGAAAAAAUGUCUGUGUGCUUCUGAAUGCCAGUUUUUCUCUCACCAUUGUCACUGUUAUGGAAUGCCAUCAUUUCAUAUGGGUUCCGUGUGUGUGUGUGAGUUUUUCUCAUUAAGGCUGUGAUUAUCAGUCUGAAGUUGUGUCUCUGUAUGGGAUUAAACUGCAAUAUUUAUGAUCCUAUCAGAGAAAUUGGAUCGCUGUCUUAUCAGACUGACUGGAUGACUCCCCCCAUUCCCCUCCACCUACCCCAAGCUAGCAUGUUAUGACGUGGUCCCUCAUUUACACUGUUCAUCUGCGCUGGAUUUUAAAUGCUUAAGCAUUAUGCCAGGCAUUAUUAGUUGUAAGCGAAAUCAGCUUUUUCCCCUCCCUUAUCAACACCGGAUGAGGAAUUAAAAAACAACCUAUUGUGAUGUGCUUACCUACUAAUAGUAUAAAACAAGAUUUACUCAUAGUUAUGAUGGCAACUGAAAAGCUGUUCACUCUAAAACAAAAAAUAAUAAUAAUAAUGUCAACUGGAGCAAAACAAAACAAAAAAAGAGUGAUUGUCAUCAACGAUUACAAAGUUGCUUCGCCACUUUGGAUUGCUUUGGUUUCAGUCCAUAUGAACAGGCUGUUCCAAAGCCCCCUGGUUUUCUUUCCGACACAUGUAAAUUCCAAAUUGAUUGUAGAUGGCAGUGGUGGGUUCCAGGAAGCAUCUUCUGACCGGGACCUCAUGAUGGGAGCCAGUAUCAGAUGGGUGAAUCAGUUCAGGGUGGCUGCUUUGGAGGAGUGCUUGGUCUGUGCCCCUGAUGCUCGUGAGCAUAGCAGCACAGAUUAAUUUCUCAGACAUGGACAUACGUUUGACACUACUGCAGCACACUGCAGUAAAGAGUGGACUUUAUCAGUAUCUUACCCUUGUGUGUGUGUGUGUGUGUGUGUGUGUGUGUGUGUGUGUGUGUGUGUGUGUGUGUGUGUGUGUGUGUCAAGUCAAGUGUAAACUGGAGGGGACUGUCUUUCCAAGUUAAUGGAAUUGCCUUGUGAUGAAUUAACAGUUGUUGAUCAGCCACCCCGAGAAAACUUGGUUGUGUUUUUUUUUUUUGCUGUGAUUGCUGUUCCUUGUUUGGUGAAGGCAGAGGAAAAACCAUAGGAAACUUGGUAUUCAAACCCCUUAGCUUUUUUGUUUUUGUUUUUGCCUGUCAAUGGGUAUAUGAAGGCAAAAAUAGUGAUGUUGCCUUAAGAACAACAUUUUAUAAGUUACAAAAUUAUUUCUGAAUUUUCUUUUCCUGUCUGGUUUGCUUCAUGAUCUUGAGAACAGUCAUUGUCUCCCAAAUGGCCUUAUGUUAGUUUUCUAUGCAUAAACACUGUCAUUGUCACCCAAAUGGACGUAUGUUAGUUUUCUAACACUGUCCCAUGGGUAUUUCUGUUCUUUUUCUGUUUUCUGUCUUGUUUUUUUUUUUUGAGGGAGGGGAUGUUUGUUUCACUCUGCUUUCCAGGGACACGACUCAAGAAUGUCCACAUAUCUGUUUAUUGUCCACCCCAAACACUUUUCCAGUGACUGAUUUAAAAAAAAAAAAAUGAAACAAUGUCAGAGCACCUGAUUUAUAUAUUUUUUCUUUCCUUUGUUACAUUUCAGAGAUUGAAGAGAUCUCAUUUCUAGUCCUGAGUCACCGUUGUGCGGUGCUUGCCCUCUGGAACGGAACAAAACUAUUUUUCUCCCCAUUUUAUCCCAUUUCACUGAUUUUACUUUAUUUUCCCUCUGUGCAUUGUGAUGGGUGUGAAGAUAGUAUUUUAAUAUUUGUAUAAAGUUUAAUUUAAUUCUACAAUGUACGUGUGUAUAUAACUAUUUCUAAUAAAAGCUUUCUUUGGAAA
This is a messenger RNA of Alosa alosa (allis shad), 4539 nucleotides long. It is a transcript of the gene susd6, whose product is annotated as sushi domain containing 6. Bases 184 to 1743 code for a protein of 519 amino acids. Lineage: Eukaryota; Metazoa; Chordata; Actinopteri; Clupeiformes; Clupeidae. The transcript is spliced from 9 exons. The record is from RefSeq and is a predicted model, not a curated record.